GACAGAGCAGGGGAGACAGAGGAGCACGAGACAGCAUGAGGGAAGGAGCAAACAGAAGGUAACCAUGGGAAACAGUGAUAGUAACUUUACCUGUGAGGGGGCGGAGCUUCAGUCUACAAACACCUGGUGGGGGCGUGGUCACAGGACAAGUGGGCGGAAAUACAGGAAACCUAAUCAACCCAUCAGGAGCCAGAGUCGAACAACAAAACAAGAGCAAAAUGUGGAUUUAAGCUCGGAUUUUGGGCAAAUUUUUACCAAUGUUUUUGAGAAUUCAUGGAGUAAUUCUCAUAGCACUUUUGAUCAUAAUUGUGGAAUUUCAAGCAUCAAAAAUGGGAGUUUAAGUUCAGAAGAAAAUUUGGAAAAAUGUGAAAUCAAUUUGAGCAAUAGUUCGUGUCAGGAUAGCGGAUUUGGGGAGUCCUUCCAAGUCCCGAGUCUAGUCUGGUCCCAAAGUCCAGGAUCAUCCCCCGACCUUGUUUUGGAUCAGGAUCUGAAAGACCUCAUGAGGACCGGAGGAGAGGCCGAGAAGAGAGAUGUGUUCAGAACCCGGAUCAGGAAGUGGAGCGACUGGACAGGAACUCUGAGGAUUAAAAAGAGGCGGGUACAGGACCCAGACUUCAGUAGUAUCUGGUCCUUUAACCCUCUUCAGAACCAGGACCAAGCUAAGUCCGAUCUAGACCAGCACCUCAGCCUCUAUCAGAACUUCAAACAGGAUCUAGCGGCCAAGUCCACUUUUGGAUCCACCCAGACCUCCUCAGACCUGGACUCGGUGGACCAAGUCGACCAGGGUCUCAGGUCUGAACCAGGACUAAACCCGGACCAGGGUGUAGAUCAAGGAAUGGUCCGAAGAGCGGGCUGGAUUUGGAUCAAACCUCUGAUCAAACUGAACAAAGAGCAACUUGAACUGGUGCCAAGGAGAAAGUGGAAGAAAUACUGGGUCAAGCUAAGAGGUUGCUGGCUGCAGUUCUUUAAGUCCCCUAGUCUGGACCAGGAUCCAGAUCAGGAUCCAGACCAGGACUUGGACCAGGAUGUGGGCCCUCAGACGGAGCUUCUGGGUCCUGUGAUGGAGCUGCAUGUGUGGGACAGUCUGGUGCAGCCUGUGCCUGAACAUCCAACCAAAGAGCACGUCUUCUGUCUGAGUAAUGCCAUCGGACAGGUCUAUCUGCUACAGGCCUGUUCUCAGUCGGACCUGGAGGCCUGGAUCACCUCCAUCCACUCGGUUGCCGCUGCAACAGCCUCCAGAUGCAGUGGCCACCACGACGACACGCUGGACUUCCUGCGAGAGCGCGUCCACUUCCUGUCACAGAAGAUGGAGGCGGAGCAAAGGGUGAAGAAGAUGGCUGCUCUCCAACUCAGCCUCAUCACAGAGACAGACACGCGGCGUAGCAUUCAGGCACAGAUCUGCCAGUGGGAGCAGAGUGCAGAGAGUCUCAGUUUGGACCUGUUCCGGUUUAAGUCGUACCUCUCCAGUCUCCAGGGUCUUGAACUGCCCAAUCCCAAGAACCCUCUGUCUGUGGCCUCACGCGCCUCCAAGUGCAUGCUGGGAAAACUCGGGCUGUUCAAUGUGUCCACACUGCACGCUCUGGUUUGCAGCAGAGACCAGGCCACGCUGAGAUGCCACAGUGGUCAAACCAGAGAGAGACGGGCUCUGAUUGGACGGAGCUCUAGGAGGAGGCGGAGCUUUAGGUCUUCCUUGAAAACUACACAAAACCAAAAGAAUGAAGAUCAGGCAAUUAUAACUCCUCAGGUACAAGAAGAAAAACAAGAGGAGUUGACCUUACAGCUCAGUCGGACCAGUUCUCAUCUUGACUAUGGCUUCGCUGUGAUUGGACAGGUCGAUGCGGAGGGACGGAGCCACAUCUACAUCAGUCAAAUGGAUCCAAAUGGACUUUCAGCCAAUCAAGGCCUGUGUGUAGGAGACCAGGUGCUCUCUGUGAAUGGGGCGUGUGUCUCUCGUUUGGACUUGGACCUGAUCCCGAGUGUCUUCAGCCACAGGACUCUGCUGCUGUCGCUACAGAGACAUCACACAUCACCUGACCUCCUGCCAGACAAUCAGGAGGGGGCUAGCCAGUCACAUGACUUUAGGGACACAAAUUCUUGUGCUCCACAUUCAGACGAUCCUCUGACAGUGAGCUCUGAGCAGAGCUCGGACAGAAUCAGCUCCUCGUACCAGAUUUUCCCAGAAUGCCGAACAGCGGACCCAAACAUCCCCAAAAACCCAUAUGACACUAAAGAGGCGGAGCUUCACACACCUAGCCCCUCCCACACAAGUUACAGCUCCUCCUACGCCAACUUUAGUUCCUCCCACCUGAGCGUGUGUCAGCGAAUCAGGAAAGUUGUAGAGGAGCUGCUGGAGACCGAGAAAUCUUAUGUCAAGGAUCUGUCUCUGUUGUUUGAGUUGUACCUGACGCCGCUGCAGCACCAGAGCUUCCUCUCCAAACACGAGAUGGAGGCGCUGUUCGGCAGUUUACCAGCCAUGUUGGACUUUCAGAGAGUCUUCCUCCAAACACUCGAAGAAAAGAUCCAAAGUCCAGAAUUGAAUCGACUAGAGACCCCAGAAGAGGUCAAGACGUUGCUGUUCUCGUUGGGGGGUUCGUUCCUGUAUUACGCUGAUCACUUUAAACUCUAUAGUGGCUUCUGCUCCAACCACCUCAAAGUCCAGAAGGUCUUGCACAGAGCAAAGACAGAUGCAGACUUUAAGCACUUCCUGGAUACAAGGAAUCCGACCAAUCAGCACUCAGCGUCUUUGGAGUCCUUCUUGAUUAAACCGGUGCAGAGGGUCCUGAAGUAUCCUCUGCUUCUGAGAGAGCUGGUUUCACUGACAGAAGAGAAGACGCCCGAACGCAUACACCUCACAGCGGCUCUGAGGUCGAUGGAGACCGUGGCCUCUCACAUAAAUGAGAUGCAGAAGAUUUAUGAAGAGUUUGGAUCUGUGUUUGAGAGGCUGAGUUCAGAGGACAGCGCCCCCUCUGGACAGGUGACAGAGCUGUCCAUGGGAGACUUCCUGCUUCACUCCUCAGCGCUCUGGAUAAAUUCUUUUCCGACUUUAGGAAGAAUGAGGAAAGAGCCACAGCUCACUCUGUUGUUUUUCAAACAGGCCGUGAUCCUGGUUUACAAAGAACCCAAAGUCAAGAAGCGACUGGUGUCUCGCUCAGACGUCGACCCCUUCAGGUUCAGAUGGUUAAUCCCAGCGUCGGCCGCUCACAUCAGAAACCAUGACAUCACCGAUACAGAGUUUGAGUUGGUUCACUUGCGCUCAGAGUCUGAGGGGCGUCCAGAGACAGUGUUCCAGCUCAGCUCCAGUGAUGUUGAGUCUAAGUCGUUGAUUCUGGAGACUCUUUGCUCCGUCCUCAAAGACCCUCCUCCACCUCAGAGCUCAGCCCGGCCAUCUUUAAACAACCACAUCAUCUUCACUCACAACAACCAUCUCCAUGACAACCACGUCUGCCAACACCGCGACAGAGACGAGGACAAAACCGACCAAUUAGAGGCCCAGCUGCAGAGGCUUCACUUCAGCGAUCAAUCAGAAUGCAAGGAGGAGGUGAUCGGGCGGGGCUUAAAGCAGUGGAGGCGGAGUUUAGUGGAGCUGGGUGGUUUAUUGGACAGAGACUACAGCGUCCAGAGUCUAACAUCGAUCAUCAAUGAAGACUGUUUUUAUAACUCUAUAAGAAGAAGAAAGGCUAGACCGGGCUUAGACCUGGUUUAGUUCUGGAUUAGACCUGGUUUAGUCCUGGUUUAUUGUACAGAGCAUCUAGAGUCUAACAUUGAUCAUCAACGUCCUGGUUAAAUCAUGAUAAAGCUCUAAUUUAGAAUUUAUAUGGGCCUGGUUUAGUAUUGGGAUAGACCUUUUUAAAUACUGGGUCAUCCUGCUUUGGUUCUCAAUUGGUUCUCACGGUUUUCCCUUAGAAUGACCUGGUCUAGUGCUGAUUCAGAUCUGGUUUAGACCUGGAUUAGACCUGGCCUUGGUUUAGUCUUGAAUUCUGGUCCUUUUAAGACUUGCUUUCAAUUCCAUUUAUUUAGGUCUAAUUUGACCUGGAUUAGACCUGGUUUAGACCUGGUUUAGUCCUGGUUUAGUCCUGGUGUAGUCCUGGUUUAGAUCUGGUUUAGACCUUGUUUAUUCCUGGUUUAGAUCUGGUUUAGUCCUGGUUUAGAUCUGGUUUAGACCUUGUUUAGACUUGUUUUAGUCCUAGUUUAGAACUGGUUUAGACCUGGUUUAGUCCUGUCUUAGAACUGGUUUAGACCUGCUUUAGGCCUGGAUUAGGCGUGGUUUAGACCUGGUUUAUACCUGGUUUAGGCUUGGUGUAGACCUGGUUUAGGCCUGGUUUAGGCCUGGUUUAGGCCUGGUUUAGGCCUGGUUUAGGCCUGGAUUAGACCUGGUUUAGACCUGGUUUAGGCCUGGUUUAGGACUGGUUUAGGCAUGGUUUAGGCCUGGUUUAGGACUGGUUUAGACCUGGUUUAGCCUCGGUCCAUUCUGAUGUUAGACCUGGCUCAGUUCUGAUAUAGUCCUAAUCUUGUAAGUGGACUUUAAAGUAGCACUAUGUAGCUUAAAUCCUGGUUUGGGUCCGGUUUGGUCCUAAUCCAGAAAUGAUUUAAAAGAUCCAGUUUCAAGCUCAAAACGUGAAAACGACAGAAAGAUGUCUUCUUUCUGGAUAUGAUUUUCUUACAAAAUAUUUAAAUCUAUUUAUAAAUUCCAUUCCAAAAGUAUUUAUCAGUAUUUACACACGUUUUAUACCAGUCUGUAGUUUUUUAGUUUGAAUAUUUUGUACAGAUUUGGACAAAGUGUCGAUGAAUGCUGCCUUUACUGUAUUUAUGUUUUCUAUUUAAAUGUUUCUUACGUUUUGAGAUAUUUAUUUUUCCUAUAGCACCAUACUGUAUUUGCAUAUUUAAAUUAUGUUAAUGAUAAUACAUUGCUUGUUUUUGUAU
Molecule: messenger RNA, 4920 nt
Organism: Periophthalmus magnuspinnatus
Lineage: Eukaryota; Metazoa; Chordata; Actinopteri; Gobiiformes; Gobiidae
Product: rho guanine nucleotide exchange factor TIAM2-like
Exons: 22
Coding region: 65-3703 (1212 amino acids)
Biological process (GO): small GTPase-mediated signal transduction; positive regulation of axonogenesis; activation of GTPase activity
Cellular component (GO): membrane; synapse
Molecular function (GO): guanyl-nucleotide exchange factor activity; protein binding
Source: RefSeq, a predicted model, not a curated record